CUUAACCGCCUGUCAGUUACUCCUAACAGGAGCACUUAUAAACUGCACCUAACUGCAGGGGAACAGAACAAGAACAAAAUAUUUGCCUUCACCAUUCAAAACAGAUUCAGCAUGGCUUUGCUUCCUCCUGGUGGACUUCCAGAGAUUGUCUUCUCCUUCGACACAACCGGCUCUAUGAGCAGUUGUCUGGCCGAAGUCCGAGGGCGACUCCAGGACAUGAUACAGCGACUCCAGGCUGACAUCCCCGCCAUCAGAAUGGCCGUCUUUGCACACGGUGACUACUGUGACAAACACAACUAUGUCACAAAGUGGAUAGACUUUUCCACUAACGUCAAGGAACUUUGUGACUUUGUCAACAACGUCAGUAGCACUGGAGGCGGAGACUCCGACGAAUGUUACGAACUCGUUCUCAGACAAGUGGGUGAGGAGUUGUCAUGGACCCCUGGAUCCAAUCGUGCCCUCGUCAUGAUUGGCGACGCCAACCCCCAUGAGCCAGACUACCCCGACAACAAACUCAGGAUAGACUGGAGGGAAGAGAUUCAAACCCUCAAUAAAAUGGGAGUGAAGAUAUAUGGGGUAGAGCGUGGAUCUGGCACCAUGGAAUUCUACAAGAGAAUGUCACAGGAGACAGGUGGACGCCAUCUCCAACUUGACAGCUUCUCCAAUGUCUUUGAUUUCCUAAUGGCCAUCUGCUACAGGGAACAUGGAGCAGACAUGUUUGAUGUCUACGAGAAAGAGGUCCGAGGUCGUUGUGCUGAAGGCGCCCUCAGCAAGGACAUGGAGAAAAUGUUUACAUCGCUACGCGAUGGAGUAGCCUCCCUUCCAUCGCCAAAGAAGAUCACAACCGGUUGCAGUGGAAAAAAUGUCACGAUCCCCACUCUGAAGAAAACUACAUCCUUCUCAGGAAUUAGAAAGGCCAAGCCUAAAUCUAUCAGGAGACCAGGAACAAAAUCACUGAAGAAACCAACAAAGUUUGUGACUCCUCUUUUGAGAAGAGAGGAAGUCUUUGAGAACAACUUCAGCUUAAGAGACAUGGACUGGUCAGCCUGGGUCAAGGUUAUUUGCCCUUUUGUUCCUCUCAAACAGGAUGCACAAUGGGAAAAAAGACGGGGUGCCAACCCUGGAUUCAGGAGAAGAACUAUCUUCAAGUCCCAGAACAAUAAGCCAGCUCUCUACGAGAUCAGUGUUCAGACCACCAGGUUUGGACGUAGGUGUGUGGUAUUCAGCAGGUUCUGCCACCACAUUCUUGAUAAUGUUAACUGGGAAACACGACUCCUUGGAAACAAAAUUGUCAGAGCUCAGGUGAACAAUGUUGUCUCUCAGAACUGCAGUGUCUAUGUGCGGAGGGUGGUAUAUAGAAGAGCAUCAGGUCACGUCAAAACAGCCGCAAUGAUGAAGUCCUAUGACUACGCUUGGAGGCGUCUAAGAUCACGAUCUACUGCUCGACAUGUUUACAAACAAGGCAGCACAAUUUCAUCAGACAAAGUAUAGACUUUUUCUGAACAUUGACUGAUAAUAUCAGGUGUGUGCUGAAAGAUACGCGGACAUAGCUGUUUUUCCCGAGAUGCCACGUAUCAAACGGACGUUUCUUUCAAUGUAUAGAAUGUAUAUGGAGAAUGUACAUAUAUGAAAUCAGAUGACAUUCUUGAUAUUACUGGAAUGAGAUUUGUCAUUGAAAGACAGCGAUAACGAAUCUCACAUCAUACAACUUGCUUCAUGCUUUAUGUGAAGGAGAGGGCAUGAUGUUUCAUUAUAGUGCUUGAAUGUGGAUUAGUGUGUUCAUCCGAAUGAAAGAGACUGAUGAAUGUGAUCGAUGUUGUACAUAUGUCACUGUUUGUGUUAAGGUGUAUAUACAACUCAUUCGCUGACCUGCAUUGUUUAUAUCUUUGGCAACAUGUGCAAUGUUAGUAUAGGAAUAAAUAAAACAAACUUUUGAGAAAUUAA
Molecule: messenger RNA, 1944 nt
Organism: Haliotis rubra (blacklip abalone)
Lineage: Eukaryota; Metazoa; Mollusca; Gastropoda; Lepetellida; Haliotidae
Exons: 5
Coding region: 112-1491 (459 amino acids)
Source: RefSeq, a predicted model, not a curated record